AUGGAUCUUUACGUUUGGCCCUGUAGUGAGGGUAUCGAGUCGUUUGAUAGUGACUGUCUUGUUGUCAUCACUUAUCUACGACUUGGUGGAUGUCUAAUUAACUUAAACUCUUGUCGAGAUUGUGAUAAGUCGGACUUUCAUAACAUUCCGCUCUUGGUCCAUGGCAGUAAUACGGUUACAACGGUCUCAAAGAUAAUAAAUUAUUUGCGCAAAGAGAACUACGGGUUGGAAUACGAGCUUUCAGACGAGGAGUUAGCCCGUCUCGAGUCUCUCGUUACUUCGGUGGAAAGGCGCGUAACGCCCGCCUGCCGUUGGCUUAUUUGGGCUGACUCAAACGUUUAUCGUUCGUAUACAUCAGCUUUCUAUCGUUCCAAUCUCUCUUAUCUUCAAGGUUUAUGGUACCCUCGGCGCUGGCGGGAUAAGUUGGUAGAGGCUGCAGAAUUUUCUCAAUUAGCUCUCUGUACUAAUCGCGACGCGAAGGGUCGUCGCAGGAAUGUUGAAAUGACACUCUACGAGGGAGCCAUACGCUGUCUUACUGCCCUCUCCUACAUUCUAGGCGACAAGCAGUUCUUCUUUGGCGAUAAGCCCUCGGCCAUCGACGCAUACGUGUUUGGACGUCUGUGGCCGUUGCUGAACUAUGACCGUUUGUGUCGCCAGCAGGAAUCAAAAAUUUGUCACCGUCUCAUCAGCCACAUUUACCAGUGUGAAAACCUCCUUAAUCUUUGCGGUCGAGUGCAACGCCUUUGCUUCCCUGCUGCAAUCAGCACAAUGCGCUCCUCUGCUAACGCGCAGACGGAGGUGGACGAGAAGGCCGGUGUUAGACGUGGCGGAUGGUUGUCCUCUCUCUUCUCCGUACCCACUGUCUUGCCAUCGUGUCUUGUGCCCUUCCGGGACAGUCUUGUUUUCGGUUUCCUCGCUCUUGUUAUACUCGGUGUUUUUGGUAUCGGCUCGGGUCUCAUCGGUUUCAGUGCGGAAGAAGAGGAAGCGGAGGAUGCGGGAACGGUAAUGCUGGAGUCGGGGGAUUUCGCUGACUUCAUUGAAGUCGAUGAAUAA
This is a messenger RNA of Hydatigera taeniaeformis, 1053 nucleotides long. The record is from the annotation of a GenBank genome assembly. NCBI's taxonomy places the organism in Eukaryota, Metazoa, Platyhelminthes, Cestoda, Cyclophyllidea, Taeniidae.